AUGUGCAUAAACUGUCUCACACGGGGGAGAAGCCGUAUUCUUGUCCUGAGUGUGGGAAAUGGUCUCACACGGGAGAGAAGCCAUAUUCCUGUCCUGAGUGCAGGAAAUGUUUUUCACAGCAGUCUUGUCUGCGCAAACAUCAGAGAUCUCACACAGGGGAGAAGCCAUAUCCCUGUCCUGAGUGCGGGAAAUGUUUUUCACAGCACUCUAGUCUGCGUGAACAUCAGAGAUCUCACACAGGGGAGAAACCAUAUUCCUGUCCUGAGUGCAGGAAAUGUUUUUCAAAGAAGUCCUAUCUUUCCAUACAUCAGAGAUCUCACACGGGGGAAAAGCCGUUUUCCUGUUCUGAGUGUGGGAAAUGUUUUUCAAAGACGUCUCAUCUUUACACACAUCAGAGAUCUCACACGGGGGAGAAACCAUAUUCCUGUCCAGAGUGCGGGAAAUGUUUUUCAGAGCAGUCUAGUCUGCGCGAACAUCAGACAUCUCACACAGGGGAGAAGCCAUAUUCCUGUCCUGAGUGUGGGAAAUGUUUUUCAAAGAAGUCCAAUCUUUUCACACAUCAGAGAUCUCACAAGGUGGAGAAGCCAUAUUCCUGUCCAGAGUGCGGGAAAUUUUUUUCAGACAAGUCCAGUCUUCACAUACUUCAGAGAUCUCACACGGGGGAGAAGCCAUAUUCCUGUCCAGAGUGCUGGAAAUGUUUUUCAGACAAGUCUAGUCGUCACACACAUCAGAGAUCCAUUGAGAUGA
Molecule: messenger RNA, 747 nt
Organism: Staurois parvus
Lineage: Eukaryota; Metazoa; Chordata; Amphibia; Anura; Ranidae
Source: the annotation of a GenBank genome assembly